Messenger RNA from Trichoderma virens Gv29-8, 1299 nucleotides. RefSeq lists its product as uncharacterized. Gene Ontology annotation, molecular function: heme binding; monooxygenase activity; oxidoreductase activity, acting on paired donors, with incorporation or reduction of molecular oxygen. The coding region runs from base 1 to 1299 and encodes 432 amino acids. The record is from RefSeq and is a predicted model, not a curated record. NCBI's taxonomy places the organism in Eukaryota, Fungi, Ascomycota, Sordariomycetes, Hypocreales, Hypocreaceae. The transcript is spliced from 2 exons.
AUGUACAGCAUCGAUUUACCAGAAGCAGUAAAUACAGUGUAUGGCAUCGGCUCGAAGCUACCAAAGUCAGAAUGGUAUGACGGGUGGAAACAUCCGAGUCCAGAUGCUUGGACCAUGUUCCCAGAUAAAGAUAUCAAGAGACAUGCGCAGACAAGAAGGGUAUUUCAAGGCCUGUACAGCAUGUCCAGUCUUGUCAGCUACGAGAAAUACGUGGACGAAUGUGCAGAUGUCCUAGUAAACCGCUUGUCUAUAUGCUCAAAAAGCCGCGAGCCCAUUAACAUGGGCCACUGGUUCCAGUGCUAUGCAUUCGACGUUAUUGGGAAUAUUACAUUCUCCAAACCUUUUGGCUUCCUCAAUCGCGGAGAAGACGUCUCUGGCCUACUGCAGGCUCUGCAUAAGGUUAUUGCUUACUCCACCCUUAUUGGCAUAUUCUCUGCCCUUCAUCCCUACAUCUUCGCCGUCACUAAUUUCUUCGGCAUUGGGGGGGCUGCCGGACGCACAUACCUCGCAGGAUAUGUAAGAGAGAGAAUCCGUCAAAGAAAGGCCGAAAAAGAGAUGAGCGAAGAAAAGGCAGCGCCACACGCGGAUGGGUCUCCUGAAGAUUUCCUGGAAAAAUUAAUGGUUAAAAAUAAAGACGCCCCAUCCAAGGUAACCGACUACCAUGUAUUCAUGAUGAGCAUGUCCAACAUUGUUGCAGGCUCCGACACCACUGCUAUCAGUCUAUCGGCCAUUUUGUACUAUCUUCUCAAAUAUCCAGAUGCUUUGAGGAAACUCAGAGAGGAGAUUGACCAAUCUACCUCUAUUGAUGGCCAUUUGAGCUUCAAAGACAGCCUGGAAAUGCCAUAUUGGCAGGCAGUGAUGAAGGAAGCACUGCGUCUGCAUCCCGCCACGGGACUUCCUCUUUGGAGGACUGUCACUGAUGGUGGACUGCAGCUAAAUGGACAAUUCUUUCCAGAGGGAACAACUAUUGGCCUGAACACAUGGACCGCACACUACAACGAAGAGGUAUUUGGCAAAGACGCUGCAGCAUUCCGACCCGAGAGAUGGUUAGAAGCAGAAAAAGAGGGGGGCGAAAGGAUUGGGCGAAUGAACGCAUACUAUUUGCCGUUUGGUUUGGGAUCUCGGACUUGCAUUGGUCGCCAUAUUUCCUAUCUUGAAAUGUCAAAGCUCAUUCCACUUCUUAUCCAAAAUUUCGACUUCGAACUACGGGAUAGCCAGAGAGAGUGGAAAACAACGAAUUACUGGUUUGUCAAACCCAACAACUUUGAUGUAUCUGUCAGGGCAAGAGAGGCCGUGUGA